AUGGCAUCCUUCCAGUCCCUGCUGCUGCAGCCCUGCUGCUCUAGCCUUCAGGCCGCCCAGACCUCGGAAUUCGAUCUGGAGCUACAGCCUCGCGACGGCCCGCCCAUUCCAUGUCACAAGAGCUUGCUUCGUGCACGGUGCCCUCUCUUGCAGAUCGAGCGGCCCUGCAUUUCCGUGGACGAAGAUCACGGGGUGAUCUCCCUGCUGCUCGAGUGGGUCUACUGCGAGAAGAUACACUUCAGCGGCGCUGGGACUGGCCAGGGGAGCCAGCGAGUUGACGAGGCCUCGGCUCGGGGCUCCCUGGGCCUGGGACUCGCGGAGCGGACGCUUCGCCUGGCCGCGAAGCUCGGGCUCCGGGAUGCCUUGGCCCUGCGUGAGCGCCUGUAUGGAAACUGGCGACGGCGCAGUCCGGGAUGUUUGUCUCAGGACUUGCUUCGGAGCUUCCAGGAGCACUCCCUGGACAGCCUCUGGUUCCUUUGCGGCGAGCCCGGUGCCAGCCAAGACUGCAAAGCAGUCUAUGGUGGUUUUCUACCUUUGCUCCUCGAAGCCUCCAACUAUUUCGCGGCCAUGCUAUCGGGGAAGUGGGCUGAGACGGCGCAUGAGCAAGUGAAGGUUUGUUGGCCGGCCGAGGAGUUGGAGCGUCUCUUGGAGUUUUUGCAUGGAGGCCGAGACUUCAUUCGGGAUGCCCAAGACCUGGAGAAGGCUUUGCGGUGCGCCGACUUCUUUGGCCUUCCUGUGCUGGUUGUUCAUGCGAAUCAGUGGAUUGCAGACCACCUGGACUCGAAGAAUGCUUCCCAGCUCUGGAACUUCGUGGACGGCGAACCCCGACUGCGCCUGAAACAAGUCCAGGACUCUGGUUUACAUGCAGACUUCUUCGUGGAUGCAGAGGAUGCUUGCUUUGACUUCCACGUUCGGGAGUUUCUGGCCUUGGCUUGGCCGGAUGCGGAUUCAGAGGCAGAUGAAGAUUGCUGGGUCCCGUUGCAUGACUUGUCUCCUUCGCUGAUGCAGCGACUGCUGUGCAGCGGAUCUUUGGAUGUCAGUACCGAGCGAUUGAAGGCCAUUGUCCUGCGCUAUGCGCGUGCUAAGUGGGACAAGUCCUUGGCCAAGGUGCAUGCCAAGCAGAUGAUGCCGCCCAACGUGCUUUUCAACAGGGACAUCCGUGAUCAGCUGUUGGGCGCUGCGACGAUGUCCAUCCGUGCUGUCCUGUAG
Messenger RNA from Symbiodinium necroappetens, 1209 nucleotides. The record is from the annotation of a GenBank genome assembly. Lineage: Eukaryota; Dinophyceae; Suessiales; Symbiodiniaceae.